UAUGUACAAAGUCCACAAGUACGCCCCCAAAAUACGUAGAACGAAACUCCUGGAUACAUUAACGACAGAUGGCGGAAGGUGGCCCCUGGCGUGAUAAGUCGGAUGAUGAACGUGUUCCACGGAACAGCUGCCUUCACAGUCGUCACUCUCUAGUAAGUUCAAUGUGAAAAGGCCUCCGUAGAGACAGGUACUAUCAUGAACUGCCUGGGGUAUGGGUCUCACAUAAGAAAGGCACGGAGAGACGCCUUCAGGGAGCAUGAUAGGCUGCAGUCUGCACGGGUACCUGGAACACUAAUAAUAACUACGGGUAGUAAGGCAGAGGGACUGACACGCUUGUUUGAAAGUGACACAGAUCAACUUUAUGUAGUUAGAAGCAUCAUAUGUUUAGAAGGUGGUGUCUAUGCUGAAAGAUUACCAAGGGGGACUAUUGUGUUUACAUUAAACACCGACAUGUGCUACCACGGACAUUGUAGGCUUCAUUUACAAGAGCGACAUGGUACAAUAAUACCAACUUUAAUUCGCGAUGCUCUGUGUGAGGAUGAAAAUGGGCAGGUUCUCCUGAGUAGUACGUUAUAUUUUGAUCUCAACAAUAAGGUAGAUUUAGGCAAGGUGCGUCAUGAACGUGCAGGACCAUCAAGGCCGAGGUCCUAUGGGCCCUGGCAUAUAGACAAUGUCCAUUCUAUACGCUGUCACUGUCCUGGCAUACUAUUGAGAUGGGCAGAACGUAGUCGCUAUUGGCCACCCCCGGAUAUCGUUCACAAAGUUGUAAGAAUGGGAGCAUUUGUGACACCUGUUGGUUUUAAGGGUAGCAAAUAUCAACAUGUAGAAUGGCGGAUCUGUUUUAAUACUGGUGAGAAUGAACUUAUGAGUAGUCUCAAUAACACCCAGGUGUACGUAUAUGUUAUAUUGAAAAUGGUGGUUAAGGAUGUUUUAAAGCCAGUAAAGAAAGAAAUUACAUCAUACACAGUGAAAAACAUUGUAUUGUGGCUUGUGGAGAACAAUCCACAAGCACAGUUCAAUGAAAGCAGUUUGUUGUAUUGGCUUCGGGAAGGAUUGGAACAACUAAGAACGGCAAUAUCAAAGAUCCAACUGCCAUAUUAUAUGAUACCAGAAAGGAAUCUAAUGGCAGCAUGCGGACUGGAUGAAGGGCAAAAGCGUACAUGGGUAAAUACUAUCACGGACAUGAUGAACGAAGGUUCAUAUACAUUAUUAAGACUGCCGAGGAUACGGAAGGCAAUACUGUCUCAUCCAGAGCCACUGUUAUGGUAUAACAAGAAGAGAGUGGAGUUUGAACUGCUGCAUUUAAAGUUAAUGAACAGAUUGAUACCAUUUAUACAGUGCAUGGAUGAGAAUGGUGUGGUCAAAGAGUCGGAUCCUAUGCUGCAGGCGAUAAAGAGUCGUAGGGAUGAGUUAUUGCGAAAGGUCCGUAAGAGGAUGAAUUGGGAAGGAAGUCGUUUGAAUGAUCUCAAUGAGAUAAAUGUACUGAUGCUCAUGUAAUUGUGUUGUAAAUGACAGUAUUAAAUGAAAUGUAAAUGUCCAACAAUUCACUACAUAAUGUAGUUUUUUUAGGGCGUCUAAAACAUAAAAUAUUAAUGAGCUCAUGUGGGGUUUGACUUCCGACAAUAUGAAUAGUGUUUUGUUUUUCCGCCGUAAUUCAUUAAUUUUUCUGACGUGUAUUAUUGGAUUUUUAAGUUGUGUUUGAUAACUGAAAAAAACGGUACGUACACUUUUAUAAGUGUUCAUAGUAAUGUAAUUACGUACCGCGUAAAUGUAUAAAUCGGUAACUUUUAAAAUUCAUUCUGAUGAUGUUAUAUCCGUAUUAUGCAAUAAUCGUCGCAAGUGAUAGUUAUGCAAUAGUUCAUACUUUCAACAAUUUACUACUAUGUUUAUAUGCAUUUAUUGUUCAAUUCGUAUGUCUGUUUAAAUAUUAUGUCUUAAAGCGAGAAUUCCUGUCUAGUUAAA
Dreissena polymorpha is the source of this 1962-nucleotide messenger RNA. RefSeq lists its product as uncharacterized. Bases 196 to 1497 code for a protein of 433 amino acids. The record is from RefSeq and is a predicted model, not a curated record. NCBI's taxonomy places the organism in Eukaryota, Metazoa, Mollusca, Bivalvia, Myida, Dreissenidae. The transcript has 3 exons.